AUGAAGCCUGAUAUGAAGGAGAUAUCCAUUCAGACUGGAGUGGCUACUGUCAUCGCCAAUAAGCUGGAGCAACCUGAUCUCGAUAAUCGGUCGUACCGUGUAAUUCAGCUACCUAAUAAGCUCGAGGCGUUGAUUGUGCAUGACCCGGACACAGAUAAAGCCAGUGCUGCGUUAGACGUGCAUGUUGGGAACUUUUCCGACAGUGAAGACUUACCAGGCCAAGCACACGCUGUAGAACAUCUUCUGUUUAUGGGAACUGAAAAGUAUCCAAAAGAGAAUGAGUAUUCUCAGUAUCUAGCAGAAAACUCCGGACAUUCCAAUGCAUACACUGCCUCCACAUCUACAAAUUACUACUUCGAAGUAGGGCACGAGCAUUUCUAUGGUGCACUUGAUCGUUUUGCACAGUUCUUUAUCGCUCCGCUCUUUCUCGCAGAGACACUCGACCGUGAGCUUAGAGCUGUGGAUUCUGAAAACAAGAAAAAUCUCCAAAAUGAUACUUGGAGGCUUCAUCAAUUAGGAAAAUCCCUAUCUAACCCUAACCAUCCAUACUGUCAUUUCUCCACAGGAAAUCUUGAGACAUUGAAAGAGCAGCCAACUAAGAAGGGCAUUAACGUCAGAGAUGAGUUUCUGAAAUUCCAUGAUAAGUACUACUCAUCAAAUGUGAUGAAACUCGUGGUUUUGGGUAGAGAAGACUUAGAUACACUCGAGAAAUGGGUUGUGGAGUUGUUUGAGGGUGUCAAAAACAAGAACCUACCAGAUCCUAAGUUUGAAGGGCAACCUUUCACUGAGGAGCAACUGCUGACGCAAUAUUUUGCUAAACCUGUCAUGGAUACCCGAUCCUUAGAUAUCACAUUCCCAUACCUUGAUGAAGAAAAGUUGUUCCGGACACAACCCUCGAGAUAUGCAGCUCAUCUAAUUGGGCAUGAGGGCCCUGGUUCCAUACUUGCAUAUCUGAAAAAGAAAGGAUGGGCCAAUGGGCUUUCAGCUGGACCAACAUCAGUUUGUAAUGAUGCUGCUUUCUUCUAUAUCUCUAUCAGGUUGACAGAAGAAGGAUUAGCUCAAUAUGAGGAGGUUGCAAAGCUUGUGUUCCAGUACAUUCACCUUAUUCGUAGCACUCCUCCACAGGAGUGGAUCAUGAAAGAACUUCAAGCUGUUGCUGCUAUUGACUUCAAAUUUCAACAAAAGUCCCCAGCUUCCAAGUUCACAUCACGCCUCUCUGAUGUCAUGCAGAAGCCCCUUCCUAGAGAGUGGCUCCUAUCGGGAACGAGUUUGAUUCGCGAGUUCGACCCGGCAAUCAUCAAGAAAUCUUUAGAAUUUCUACGACCUGACAGCUUUAGGCUUUCCAUUGUCUGUAGGGAUUGUCCCAAAGGAAACUGGGAAGCAAAAGAGAAAUGGUACGGGACUGAAUACAGGGUUGAGAAAAUUCCCCAAAAGUUUCUAUCUGAGAUUCAAGGAAUCUUUAAGAAAAGAGUGGAGGAUUUAGAAAAGGAGCUACAUCUCCCUCAUAAGAACGAGUUUAUCCCCACAAACUUCGAUGUUCAAAAGAAGGAGACAAAGGAACCUUCAAAGGUACCAGUAUUGAUAAAGCAUACAGACUUGUCUAGAGUUUGGUAUAAGAAAGACGACACCUUCUGGGUUCCCAAAGCAAACAUAUUCUGUACACUUCGAAACCCCAUAGCAUAUGCGAGUCCUGGAAGUGCUGUGAAGGCGAAACUUUAUUGCGAAUUAGUCAAGGAUGCUCUCAAUGAAUACGCUUACGAUGCGGAAAUCGCUGGCCUUGAAUAUUCUCUGGCUGCCCAUUCGCUGGGAUUAGACAUCGAGAUUUCAGGCUACAACGAUAAAAUGUCUGUGCUAUUAGAGAAACUUCUUACAAAGAUGCGUAGUUUAGAAAUUUCGCCCAGUCGGUUUAAUGUUAUCAAAGAACGAACUCUGAGAGGCUACCGAAACUGGGACUUCGCCCAACCGUAUUAUCAGGUUGGAGAAUAUGCCAGGUACCUGCACGCUCAGCAGAUGUGGCUGAACGAUGAACAUCUCGAGGAGCUAGAAACCGUUACUAUGGAAGAAGUGCAAAGCUUCUAUCCAUUGAUUCUUAAGCAGUUGCAUAUUGAAUCCUUGGUCCAUGGAAAUCUCUACAAAGAGGAUGCACUUAGACUUACUGCAAUGGUCGAAACAAUCCUUAAACCUCGGCCACUCCCUCUUGCGCAGUUUGGCAUCCGGAGAUCUCUUCUUAUGCCGCAUGGUGGGAAGUUUAUCUAUCCCCGAAAGCUCAAAGAUGAGAAAAACCUUCGGGCCUUAACAGUCCUAUUUUCACAGUUGACUGAAGAGCCCGCUUUUGAUUUGCUGAGAACUAAGGAGCAACUUGGAUACGUUGUGUUUUCUGGUGCUCGUAUCAAUACUGCAACAAUGGUUUAUCGAGUUCUUAUCCAAUCCGAGCGAUCUGCUCCGUACCUGGAGUCAAGGAUCGAGAAUUUCUUAAAAUCAUACAAGACUACCCUCGAUAAAAUGACAGAGAAAGAACUCAAGGGUCAUAUCAAUAGUGUCAUCGUCAAACGAACCGAGAAGAUGAAAAACCUGAAUCAGGAAAGUUCAAGGCUAUGGAACUACAUAGGCAGUGAAUACUUUGAUUUCUUGCAGGUCGACAUCGAGGUUGACGUGAUCAGAAACCUUACCAAAGCUGACGUUGUUGAGUUCUACAACACCUUCAUCGAUUUUUCAUCUCCAAAACGCUCCAAAAUCUCUGUCCACAUGCAUGCAGCAGCCACUCCUCCACCCCCUGCUCCUGUUCCCACGUCAGAUCAAAAGGCCACAUUAGCUCUAUCCCUUUCUCAGUUUAUUUCAAGCCAAGGGGGCGUCAGCGUUGAUGCUGUGAAUCUCGCAAAGGCCCUUGAAAGUACCGAUUUGACGAAGGCCGAAUCCAUUAUCGGAUCAGUGACAACUUUUCUAUCGAAGGAAUUGAAGUUGUCGGAUGAGAAGGUUAAGGUGAUUAUUGACCAAGGUUCGGCUUUGCUGGAACCAAUGCUAUCAAAGCUUUCAGGCUCGCUUCCGAACGAAAAGUUCGAUGGUGAUCAGGGUCAAAUCAUUGAAGAUGUAUAUGGCUUCAAGGCUGGGUUGGAAAUGACAAAGGGUGCAAGGCCUGUCAGACCACUAGUGGAAUUCGAGGAAUCAUCGGUUAAGCUUUAG
Molecule: messenger RNA, 3180 nt
Organism: Morchella sextelata
Lineage: Eukaryota; Fungi; Ascomycota; Pezizomycetes; Pezizales; Morchellaceae
Exons: 10
Coding region: 1-3180 (1059 amino acids)
Biological process (GO): peptide catabolic process
Cellular component (GO): cytosol; mitochondrion
Molecular function (GO): metal ion binding; metalloendopeptidase activity
Source: RefSeq, a predicted model, not a curated record